This is a messenger RNA of Emericellopsis cladophorae, 2982 nucleotides long. RefSeq names its product Kinesin-related protein-like protein. Lineage: Eukaryota; Fungi; Ascomycota; Sordariomycetes; Hypocreales; Bionectriaceae. The coding region runs from base 1 to 2982 and encodes 993 amino acids. The transcript is spliced from 2 exons. Gene Ontology annotation, biological process: microtubule-based movement. The record is from RefSeq and is a predicted model, not a curated record. Gene Ontology annotation, molecular function: microtubule binding; microtubule motor activity; ATP binding.
AUGGCAACGACGCUCCCCAGACCCUCACGACCGUCCAAUGGGCCUCCGAACAUGGCCCUCCCAGCUCUACCCAGGAGCAAGUCUCGCAAGAGCACCGGCAAUAUCCCAACACCGAGCUCGAGAUCGGCCCCUGGCACACCAAGCGGCUUGCGGGCUCCUUCGACUUCGCAUCUGCCUCCUCCACCCAGUCCCUCGCCUCUGUCAGGCCUACCUCAGGUGCCGAAAUCUACCUCGACACAACUGAACCCAACAACCCCCAGAACAGUCCGAAAAACAGUCAGCAUCAACUCCUUCCCGCAACCCCCUAGGGGAGGAAAUGGGAAUGUUCCCCCAAGUCCGCUGGGCACCGAAAAACCUCCCCGAACAGCGCGAAAGUCCAAGUCGUCCAAGGAAGGCCUGAACCACAGCUUCAACUCGGGCACGCCGAGCUUUUUGAAUGGCAGCGGGGAGGGCAAGGCCAUCACCAGCUUGCGCAUGUCAGAUGGGCUGGUCAGUGUUGGCUCGGAAACACAGAGUAGGAGUUCUUCAGCGCAAGACUCGUACUCGACAUCCGCGACAACGUAUGACGACCCAGCAGAUGGCCCUUCGCGGCCCGACGCAACAGCCGAGAAGCGCAUAUCGAAGCCCGAUGGCAAAGGCAAUGUGCUCGUCAGUGUACGUGUGCGACCGACCGCCAGCGGCGACGGCAACCCAGAGGGCGAGUGGAUGGUGGACGGACGCCGAUCGCUCAUUGCGUACAACGGGAAGGAGGGCGGAAACCACUACUAUGAUAACGUAUUCACAACACAUGACAACAAUUCGCGAGUGUACGACCACAUCGCUAAGCGACUUGUACGAAGGGUCAUGGAGGGGUAUCAUGGCACAGUCUUCGCGUAUGGAAUGACGGGCACUGGCAAGACGUUCUCGAUGCAGGGAACCGCCUCGUCGCCUGGCGUGAUCCCUCUCGCCAUCACCGACAUCUUCUCCUACAUCCGCGAAACGCCCUCCCGCGAAUUCCUCCUCCGCGUCAGCUACUUGGAAAUCUACAACGAGAAGAUCCACGACCUUCUCAGCAUGCCCACCGGCAACGGUGUCGGGGGCGGAUCCCAGGCGGAGGAGAUCAAGCUGCGAGAGGACAGCAAACGGGGCGUUUACGCUACACCUCUGAAAGAAGAGAUUGUCCAAAGUCCGACGCAGCUCCUCCGCGUGAUUGCACGUGGAGAUCAAGCGCGACGGACAGCCAGCACACAAUUCAACGCGAGGAGUUCGCGCAGUCACGCUGUGGUGCAGAUCGUCGUGGAAAGCCGUGAACGGACACCGGCCGGCGCUGCCAGCGCAGAAAACGGGGGCGGCGGCGGCAGCAAGCGUUCCGGACUGUUGCCCGGCGGCGUGCGUGUCUCGACGUUGAGUCUGAUCGAUUUGGCCGGUUCGGAAAAGGCUGCCGAAUCCAAGGAGCGACGGCAAGAAGGUGCCCACAUCAACAAGAGCUUGCUGACGCUCGGCACGGUCAUCUCGAAACUCUCGCUGUCCAAGGAAAAGGAGGGCAAAGGGGGAGGGGACAAGGAUGGCGGCAGUCAUUUGCCGUACCGCGACAGCAAGCUAACCCGACUGCUCCAAGGGGCCCUGUCCGGCGGCUCGUUGAUCAGUAUCCUCUGUACGAUCCAGGUCGGCUCGCAAGGCACCGCGGCCACCGUCAACAGCCACACGACGGAGACGCUGAGCACUCUAAAGUUUGCAUCCAGGGCCAAGAAUAACAUCAUCAGCCAUGCGAAGAAGGCGGAGGAGUCCCUCGGUGCUGGCGGCGAGGGCGGUGCGCGCGUCCUCCUAGAGCGCUAUCGGUUGGAGAUUGUCGAGCUGAGGCAGCAGCUCGAGUCGCAGGCGAAGAAGAAGAAAAAGAAGAAGGGGAAGGAGGGGGAGGAUGAGGAGAAGAAGGAAGAGGCGGGCAGCGAAGAGGAAGACAGUGCGAGAGAACGCGAGGACGAGAAGGCCAAGGAGUCGCAGAUGGCAGAACGCCACGAGGAGCAGCUCCUGGAGAUGCAGCUCGCGAGGACGGCGCUCAAAGAAAGGAUCGACCACCUCAACCGUCUGAUCCUCAGCUCCAAGUCGGUCGGGGUCAACGGCUCCAUAAGCUCGCUCGGCCAGCACGCCAGGUUCUCGCAAAUCUCCUUGACCGGGUCCAUGCGGUCCUCGGUGGCGACCUCUGUGGGAAGCAGGCCCUUCCUCGAACGGACGGCAUCCAUGACCUCUGCGUCCUCGACGAUUGGCCGUCGUUCUAGCAACGGUGGGCCGCAACUCCCCGGCGCCGACGGCGAACAGCCUGUGGACACGGAAGACGACAGCGUGGGCGACUUUGCGGAUGGGACGGCAUCACUGGCUGCGCAGAACCAAGCCCUGCAAGCCGAUCUGCUCGACAAGAACCGGUACAUUGCGACGCUGGAGAAACGGCUGUUGCAAGCUAGGCGCGCCAGUUCGUCGAGGGCCUCCAUUGGCAUCGGAGCAUCCAACAAGGGCAUCAUGGUUGGGGAGGACCACAGCGUCUCGGCAGCGCUCAAGGAGAAGGACGUGGAGAUUGCGGAUCUCCGUGCCAGGCUCGACGACAAGGACCGUAUGUUGACGGCGCUGCGCAGCGCGGCCCGGUCCCGUGACACGGCCGAGAGCAGGACGGAGAUGCGGUCGCCGGUGCACUCGAUCAAGUCGGGACGGCAGUCUCUUGAUGUACCACGACCGUCGGAGGAUCUCGCCAUUGACGUGCAUGGAUCGCCGACGCAAGGGGAGCGACGGCCGAGGAAGAGCGUGGACGAAGUGACGUCGAUGCUUGACGAGAUGAUCCAAGACCGAGUGGAGGGGGGAUACAUUGUCAAGGGCAACAGGGGCAGCGUCCGUCUGCCGACGAGCCAGCGGAUGAGCAACCUGGCGGAGCCCUUUCAGGAUGUCGAGCCCCUGCGACAGACGCCGACGCCGAUGGGCGACAGGAGUCGAACACCAGUGCCUGCGGACCACUGA